This is a messenger RNA of Chenopodium quinoa (quinoa), 2356 nucleotides long. Its product is annotated as 3-ketoacyl-CoA synthase 1-like. NCBI's taxonomy places the organism in Eukaryota, Viridiplantae, Streptophyta, Magnoliopsida, Caryophyllales, Amaranthaceae. The transcript has a single exon. The record is from RefSeq and is a predicted model, not a curated record. Gene Ontology annotation, molecular function: acyltransferase activity, transferring groups other than amino-acyl groups. Gene Ontology annotation, biological process: fatty acid biosynthetic process. The coding region runs from base 407 to 1984 and encodes 525 amino acids. Gene Ontology annotation, cellular component: membrane.
CCUAACCAAAUACACUCUUCUCCAAAACAAACAAUUCAUUAUUUUUUUUUUCCUUGUCAUUUUUUCAUUCUUCAAUUACAAAAAAGAGUCUCAUUUUAGCUUCUUCCUCACAUGUUUCAUUCUAACAACCACACCUAGACGUAAAAGUUUAACCUCCCAACUCCCAUUUGAUGGGAUUUUGAUCAAAACUCCAAUUUUAGGUCAUCUUCUCUUAGACUUUUAUUCACACCCUUUUCUCUAUAUUAUCUUUAUUAAUAUAGACUAUUACAAACCAUUCUACUAUCAUUUUUUUAAAACAAAAACCUUAGGUUAUACAAAAAAUAUACAUAUAAUCACCUCCUAAUAAGCUAAGCUAAGCCAGCUAGAGAGUGUUAUUCUUUAUUUAUUAGCCAAAAAAAAAAUAACAAUGGCGAGCAUUGAGAUGGAUAAGGAGAGAUUCAUGGCGGAAAUGGCGUUCAAAGACGAAGCGUCUAUCGUCAUAAAAAUCCGUCGAAAAUUGCCGGAUUUUCUUCAGUCAGUGAAGCUUAAGUACGUGAAGUUAGGGUUGGGAUACUCCUUCAAAUCACCCACUUCGUUUUUGGUGUUCCUUUUGGCAUUACCUCUUUUACUGUCAACUUUGGUUCAGCUUACCGGUCUAAGAAUGGACCGGGUUUCUGAUCUUUGGACCAACCGGGCUGUUUUCCUCGACACGGCUACUGGUUUGACAGGAUUAGUAGUGCUGCUUGUUGUGUUGGGAGUGUACUGGGCCAAGAGAAACAAACACAUUUACCUCGUUGAUUUCGCGUGUUAUAAACCGGAAGACGAGAGAAAAUUGUCAGUUGAGUCUUUCCUUAAGAUGACUGUUGACUCGGGUCCUUUCAACGAAGAGAUGGUUCAUUUUCAAGAGAGGAUCGCAACCCGGUCCGGAUUAGGGGACGAGACGUAUUUCGCAAGAGGAAUUACGUCGCAGCCGCCUAAUUUGUCUAUGGCCGAGGCUCGAGCCGAGGCCGAGUUAGUCAUGUUUAACACGGUUGAUGCCCUAUUGGAGAAAACCGGGGUUAGACCGGAGGAAAUUGAUAUUUUGAUAGUAAACUGUAGUUUAUUCAACCCAACACCAUCACUUUCAUCUAUGAUAGUAAACCACUACAAAUUAAAGCCAUCAAUUAAGACCUACAAUUUAGGUGGGAUGGGCUGUAGUGCGGGCCUAAUAUCCAUUGACCUAGCCAAACACUUACUCAAAGCCCGCCCCAAUUCUUAUGCUUUGGUUUUUAGCACGGAAAAUAUUACACAAAAUUGGUAUUUUGGUAACGACCGAUCCAUGCUUUUGUGCAAUUGUAUUUUCCGCAUGGGUGGUGCGGCUGUUUUGUUAUCUAACAAGGCUAAAGAUCGUAGUCGAUCCAAGUACGAGUUGGUCCACACGGUCCGAACCCACAAGGGUUCGGACGACAACAGUUACAACUGUGUGUACCAACGCGAGGACGAAAAAGGGCUAGUUGGAGUCUCACUAGCACGCGAGUUGAUGGCGGUUGCGGGUGACGCGCUAAAAACCAACAUAACUACCUUGGGACCACUUGUGUUACCAUGGUCCGAACAACUUAUGUUUUUGGCAACCUUGAUUAGGAGGAAAGUAUUGAAGCAAGUCAAAGUCAAACCUUAUAUACCUGAUUUUAAGAAGGCGUUUGAACAUUUUUGUAUUCAUGCUGGUGGAAGGGCAGUGUUGGAUGAGAUUGAGAAGAAUCUUCAGCUUACAAACUGGCAUAUGGAACCUUCUAGAAUGACACUUCACCGGUUCGGGAAUACUUCGAGUAGUUCUCUUUGGUAUGAGCUAGCCUACACGGAGGCUAAGGGUCGUGUCAAGGGCGGGGACCGAGUUUGGCAAAUCGCGUUCGGUUCGGGUUUUAAGUGUAAUAGCGCGGUUUGGAAGUCAUUGAGGGAGGUUGAGGUUGGGAAGUGUAGGACGAACCCAUGGAUUGAUUCGUUGGAUAAGUAUCCUGUUAAGCUUUAAUCUUGGUUAGGUUGUAAUUGUUAAAACAUUUGGGUUGGACUGUUGGAGGGUGGUGUAAUGUGUUGGGUGCAUGUUUGGCCAAGAAUUUUAUUUUUUUGGCUAAUUAUUGGAUUUAUUUGUAGUGAUUUAGUUCAAGUUUGUUUGAGGUGCAAAUAUUUGUAAUUUGUUUGAUUAUUUGAAGAACCAUUCUUCACUUUUAAGUGUAUGAUGAACUGAAAGUUAUCAGUUUAUUUCGAAAAAAAGUAUGUAUUGCAUUAACUUAGAAGUGAAAUUCUAUAUUGAUAGAUUCAGAAAAUGUGUUAAUGUUAAAAAAUAAAAACUGUUGAAAGUUUUUUCAAUAGUACGGAUUAAUUCAAUGAUUUUUUAGUUGUA